GCCAGACCUUCGUCCCUAUCCUCAGCGACGCGACACGCCUUCUGCGAACAACAAUCGCUGGUGGCUUCGACGGACGAGCGACGGAUCCACGGUCGGUGAAGCUCCGGCGUCGGCCAGAAACCUUCGGAGGAGACUUCCAGGCGGACGGCGACUCCAGCUACGGAUUCCGGCGACAGCUUUCGGGCGGGCGGCGGAUGAACUUCCAGGCGACAAAUCUGGUCUGUGGCCUCCGGAAAUCAACGACGGGCACUCGGGCAGAGAGGUACGAACGAAAUUUCGAACUUCAGUAAGAAAUCGAUUUCAAGCUCCAAUCGGCGAACAUCGGAAGACGGCGGUUGGCGGCGGCGGACGGCGGCAGACGGCGGUUCCCGUCUCUGAUACCACUGAACUCUCACACAAGGAAAGGAAGAAGGAAGACACUGCUCUCAAGAAUAUCUCUCGCAGGCUUAUUUCUCAAGGAAGAAGGAUACUCAAAUCAAAGAUAUUGAAGGCUGCCUGCCUAAUCGGGUGUGGCAAAGGACAAUCACAGGUAAGACAAAAACAAAGGGUGCAACGGACAGCAAGCAGUGGGACUGACUCCAGUUAUAGCUGCACUAAGUCAGAAAGACGCGAUCAAGGAACACAUGAACCUGGUUUUUGGCAGCAGCACAUCACAGAACACUGUAGAACAUGAAGAUGACCAUAUUGCAGAAACUUGUUUAAUUUGUUCCUCUUCCUUGAACGACACUCGAGAAUGAAUGACACGCUCAAUGAUCACACUUUUGCAACACAUAUUGUCGUUGGUGCAUGGUCUGCUGCACUCAGCAGUGCCUUGACUUACCCACUUGAUACUUUUAAGGUCCUUUUACAGGUAGGUUCAAACCCCAACAAAAAAUUGACCACUUCACAAGUUCUUUACAGGGUUAACACUUUAUCAGGAAGUUUAGGGUUGUACAGCGGUCUAGGCUGGCUUACAGUUGGAAGAACACUUGGUGUUGGUACUCGUUUCGCCAUUUAUGAACUAUUGACCUCAUUCUACAAAGAUGGUAGGAAGGACAAUUACGUGUCAGUCUCUGAGGCUUUGUUGGCAGGAAUUGCUGCUGGGGCGGCAGAAUCACUAACAACUUCCCCGUUUGAACUUAUCAAACUCCGUGCUCAGGUGGCUUCUGCAUUUCAGAUUCCACAAACAGCAUCAAACAUAAAAGCUAAUGAUGUUUCUCCAUUGAUUGGGAGGUUACUUCAUGGAUAUUCCCCAGAUAGCAGGAUCUUGAACAAUUCUGUUGGCCUUCUAUCUAUUUUGAGUGACAAGCAUCCCAAUUUAGUUAAGGACAUGAGGCAAUAUCCAUGGAUGAUGACUGGGUGUGGAAGACCUCCUUCUGUUUAUCAUGUUAAGCGACCAUCACAGAUUAUCUCUCUUGAAGGAUGGCGUACUUUGUGGAAAGGGUUGAGGUCAGGAAUUGUUCGAGAUUCUGUUUUCAGUGGCAUAUUCUUUUCAAUUUGGCAACUCAUGCAUGAAGCAAUGCUUACUUGGAAAGCUGUUGGGAUGACUCCCAUACCCAGGCACGAUGAUGAUGUUGGCCCGUUAUCUCCUUUCUAUGUUAGUCUCGCAGCUGGAUUUUCUGGUUCAAUUGCUGCCGCUGCGUCACAUUCAUUUGAUACUGCAAAAAGUCGUUCGCAAUGCACUGUGGUGCCUAAGUAUUUAUCAAAGGAGAGAAAGUUUCUCAAAUGGCAAAUUCCGGGGAAGCGAUUUGAGAGAUGGACAGGAAUCCACCCAUCAGAUAGAAAUUUGCUAUUUCGGGGAAUUUCCUUGCGAAUGGCUCGCAGUGGACUUGCAUCGUUUUUGCUAGUAGGAAGUUACUUUUUUGGCAUUGAUCAGUUCUCUCUCUUGAAGUAGGGAGUUUGACAGCUGCAGAAUACAUCAUUGGUUGGUUUUAUCCUAUAAUUUGAUUGAAACAUGUAACAGUCUAAUUCAAAACAUUUUUUUACAUUUAUUUGGGGUACACCGUUGAUAUGAACUGAGCAUUUAUGCUAUAGAACAAAGAGAUGUGUUUCAAUAAGCUAGUUACAAAUUGUGAUUGAUAGAUUACUUCUCUUCACAUGUAGUACCCUUCAUGGUUAUUAGUAUUUUUGAAAAACACAUUUGUUGUUUAAAUUAUACUUGUUGGUA
Molecule: messenger RNA, 2146 nt
Organism: Cuscuta europaea
Lineage: Eukaryota; Viridiplantae; Streptophyta; Magnoliopsida; Solanales; Convolvulaceae
Source: the annotation of a GenBank genome assembly